This is a messenger RNA of Zymoseptoria tritici IPO323, 459 nucleotides long. RefSeq lists its product as uncharacterized. The transcript has 2 exons. The record is from RefSeq and is a predicted model, not a curated record. NCBI's taxonomy places the organism in Eukaryota, Fungi, Ascomycota, Dothideomycetes, Mycosphaerellales, Mycosphaerellaceae. Gene Ontology annotation, cellular component: mitochondrion. The annotation marks the transcript as partial.
UUCUAUCGUCACACCAGCGGACGCUGGCUUUGGGCUGAAGACACUCGUCUCCAAGAGCGAUACAAGAGAUUCAAUGUCCCUGGCUUGAAGCAACUCGCUGCAAGUGCCAGUGGAGCGCGCUCAUGCGUCGACAUCAUCAAGCUCGCGGAGGGAGGAUUCAACAAGGUCUUCCGGCUCUCGAUGGACAACGGCGCUGUCGUGAUUGCAAGGAUCCCAAAUCCGAACGUUGGUCCAGCAUGCAAAGUCAUCGCAUCCGAGGUCGCGACGAUGGACUUUGUGCGGAAUGUCGUUGGAAUCCCAGUGCCGAAGGUCCUGGCAUGGGACGGCGGAACCUCCAACAGUGCAGAAUCCGAAUAUAUCCUGAUGGAAGUUGCCACGGGAACACAAUUGGACGAAGUGUGGACGGAUAUGGAUCUGAGCGACAAAUUCAAGGUGGUGGACGCCCUUGUUGCUGUACAG